ACAAAAUAUAGCUGAACGGGUGAAUUGAACUGACAAAAGAACAAAGCCCUAAUAGUGGAGUAAUACCCUAAUGAGUAAUGAUACAUUGUUUUUCAAGCUGAGGUAGGUCAAAUCAAAUUCAGAUUUUUGGAUAUGAUUUAUGUUGCAAUCGUAUACGAGUUAAUAUCGCUAAGCUAACUGAAGCUUCAAGAAAGGUGAUAGUGAAUCAAAAGCUGAGAAAUGGAAAUAGCAGAAGCAGAAGCUGCUAGUCACAAAAAUGAACAAGUUCUCCAUCAACGGCACCUUCCUGACGAUCUAAUUACUCAGCACAUUCUUCCAAAGCUCCCCGUCAAAUCUCUAUUCAAAUUCAAGUCUGUUUCCAAACAAUGGUAUUCCACUCUCUCUUCUUACCAAUUUGCUAAUACCCACUUCAAAUUAUCUCCUUCUUCCCAUACCCAAUUCAUAUUUAUCCAGAAUAGGAACGAUUUUUACCUUUUUUCUUGUAAUGAUGAUGGUGAUGAAAUUGGUGAUUAUUGCAAAAAGAAUCUGUUGAAAUUAGGGUUUGAUUUCAAUGAUGAGGAGCUUGUUUUGAUUGGAUCAUGUAAUGGGUUGGUUUGUUUAGCUUCAUUUUCUGGGUAUUUCUUCGUUUUAUGGAACCCACUUACUGGCCAAUUUCGGAAAUACUCGGACCCUGAAUUGUUAGUUGAUUCUUCUUCAAGUUUUCGGGUUUCGUGGGGAUUUGGGUAUGUGUCUGUUACUGAUGAUUAUAAGGUUGUUAGAAUACUUGAAUUGAAUGGUUCUUUAGACAUUUGGGUACAUGUCUUCUCAUUAAAAUGGAACAGAUGGACAAGAAUGUCUAAUGAGGUUUGUCAAGAUCUCAUUUCAUUGCGGACUAAUGAGCGUCAACGGCUUGAACUUGAUCAUGGUGGCGAGAGUCUGUUUCCAUACUCAUUCCAUUCUAGACAAGGAGUUUUGGUUGAUGAAACUCUAUAUUGGAUUGUGUCUAAGGAGAAUGGUUGGUGUAGGAAGAUUGUUGCCUUUAAUUUAGUCCUCGAGAUGUUUGAAUCAUUCAUCUGUAUGGAUUUAGUUUCUAAUGGUGUCUAUUUGGACAAGUUUGUGUUUGCCAUGGGAGGAUGUUUGUAUAAAUGUAGGGUUGACGUACGUGAUGAUAUUCGUAUAGACAUGUUGAAGGGUUCUGGGAAGGUGGAUUCUCUUCGUCUUUCUAGAGACUUGAGAUUAAGAUCAUGCCAGGGCUUUGUUGGAUUUUCAAGGACCGGCAAGUUUUAUAUCCUGCUGGAAGAUUCAACCAUAGGAAUUAUCAAUCCAAAUUCAGAGCCAAUUAAGUACACACCAGUCAUACAUUUUGAGAGCUUGGGGAAAUCUCGUGUUACUAGUUAUGUUCCAAGUCUAAUUUUACCUUAUACCGUUGCGUAGUUAUCAGGAACCAUCUCCAUUCUUAAGCUAAAGCUACAAUUGAGAUUUGACGGCCAUCAAUAUUUAAUGAAUAAGAUGAAGUCAAUAUAUUUUGGAUAGCUCGGACUUGAACUUGUUCUUGUCCCUCCAAAGCAUUAGGUGACAGCUACCAGCUACCAGCUACCAGAUGAUGUAAAAGCAAAGGAACAUCAUUUUGCUGCCAUCUACGUCCAAUGGUUUCAGGAAUAAGACGGAAUACUCCAAAAUGGGAUGACCACUCUCGCGAGAGAGAACCAAUUCACCAAACACUAUAAUUUCAGCUUUUUUUUUCCCUUUAUUUGUACUUUCACUUUGUUUGUUCUACAUAUUAUCCUGUUUUUUUUAACACUCGACAUCUUUAAACUUAAUUUCAUGCUUGAUACAAAAUACUUGAAUUUUUUUAACCAUUUUUUUAAUUUAUUUUUAUGAUUCAAUUCACAAGUCUAUCAAAUAAAACAAUUUUUUUCCUUUC
Messenger RNA from Spinacia oleracea (spinach), 1903 nucleotides. Its product is annotated as F-box/kelch-repeat protein At3g06240. Gene Ontology annotation, molecular function: protein binding. The record is from RefSeq and is a predicted model, not a curated record. NCBI's taxonomy places the organism in Eukaryota, Viridiplantae, Streptophyta, Magnoliopsida, Caryophyllales, Amaranthaceae. The coding region runs from base 220 to 1413 and encodes 397 amino acids. The transcript has 2 exons.